Messenger RNA from Manihot esculenta (cassava), 2821 nucleotides. Its product is annotated as protein trichome birefringence-like 11. The record is from RefSeq and is a predicted model, not a curated record. Gene Ontology annotation, molecular function: O-acetyltransferase activity. Gene Ontology annotation, cellular component: Golgi apparatus. NCBI's taxonomy places the organism in Eukaryota, Viridiplantae, Streptophyta, Magnoliopsida, Malpighiales, Euphorbiaceae. The transcript is spliced from 4 exons. The coding region runs from base 660 to 1994 and encodes 444 amino acids.
UUUUGUCGGGGCUUAACUUAGGGCCACUUCCUUCAACUGCGAUCACGUUCGCAUCACAUUCACAUUACCUCCACUUUUUCCUUCUUUCUCUGUCUGUCAUCUGCUCGAUGUGUUUACUAUUUACUGAACUAGAACUCUAUGCCAUUUUCUGCUUCAUUUGAUCUCUUCAACCUUUUCUCUCCACAAUCACAAAUCUUGUUUCAUUCUUCUCAUGUUCAAGUGCCAGGGAGUGUUUCUUUUGCUUGAAAUUACUUCUCUGCUUCUCAAUUAUCACCUCUCCUACCACCAAGUACUGGCCUGUGCUCUCUUCAAUUCUAAUUUUCUCAGCCUUAAACGCAUUGAAUGCUUAAUAAAGAGCUCUGGGUUGUUUUCAUCUUUAUGUUCUUCGCCCCCCAGGUUCUGCCUAACUUCCAUGUCUGUCUUUCUGUGAAAAAUGUUUUAAAUGCUGUUAUUUCAUUUUCUUCCUCGUGAAGACAAACAAAACAAAACGAAACUGCCCCAUAUAAUGCAAAACUGGUUUCUGCCAUUACUUUCUUUCUCACUUUGAUACCCCACCAUUUUUAAAGAACGAAUGCCCUUUUUUACCAUCUUGGAACACAAUAAUAUCCUUGAAUAACAGGAGCAGCAACACCGCAUCUUCACAAGACAACCAAGACACAAUGACCCACUCGGAUUUUUUCAAGAAAUUCAAACGCUUGAAUCCUCUUGAGCCCUCUAUUGGCAUUCUUGGUUUCUUUCUAGUUACUCUCCUUCUCAUUGGCUGCUUCUUCUACUUAGAUUACCGGUCUGUCACUCGUGGUCUGAGGUACCAUGGGGCCUCUUGGCGGGGACUGCUUACUCCAUCUUCCUCAUCACAACUGAAUGCUGAUACUGGACGGCCGGGAUUUCUUGAUAAGCGCGGUGAUGGGUGUGACAUAUUUUAUGGGAACUGGAUUUGGGACGAUAGCUAUCCAUUGUAUCAGAGUAAACAUUGCCCCUUUAUAGAUAGUGGGUUUAGGUGUUUGGAGAAUGGAAGGCCUGAUAGUUUCUACACCAAGUGGCGUUGGCAACCCAGUCAUUGUGACUUGCCGAGAUUUGAUGCCAAGGUGAUGUUGGAAAAGCUGAGGAACCGGCGGCUUGUAUUUGUUGGAGAUUCUGUUGGAAGAAACCAAUGGGAGUCCCUCCUCUGUAUGCUUGCUACUGCUGUUCGUGACAAUUCUUCAAUCUACGAGGUGAAUGGGAGGCCAAUCACAAAGCAUAGAGGGUUUCUAGCAUUCAUGUUCAAGGACUUUAAUUGCACCAUCGAAUAUUACAGAGCUCCAUUUCUAAUGUACCAGGGCCGGCCUCCAGUUGGUGCUCCAGAAAAGGUGAAGAUGACUAUAAGAGUUGAUACAUUGGAUUGGACUUCCCCGCAGUGGAGAAAUGCGGAUGUGUUGAUUUUCAACUCUGGUCAUUGGUGGAAUUAUGAGAAGACUAUAAGAAGUGCUUGCUACUUUCAAGAGGGAGAUGAGGUAAAGAUGGAUAUGAGUGUUGAAAUUGCAUAUCGAAGAUCACUUGAAACUUUGAUUGCUUGGAUGCAUAGCAAAAUAAAUAUGAGCAAGACUCGAGUCUUCUUUCGAACCUAUGCUCCUGUUCAUUUCAGAGGUGGUGAUUGGAAGACUGGGGGUAGCUGUCACAUGGAAAAGCUCCCUGACUUGGGUUCAUUGCUGAGUUCAUCAGACUAUCGUGUCAAAAUAUUUUUCGAUGUGUUAUUGGAGCACUCUAACGAAUCACAUGUGAUGAACUUGGAUUUAUUGAAUGUGACACACAUGACAGCACAGAGAAAGGAUGGCCAUGCAUCUCUGUACUAUCUAGAGCCAGGAAUUGGUCCAGCUUCUCUAAACCGUCAAGACUGCAGUCAUUGGUGCUUGCCUGGUGUCCCUGAUUCCUGGAAUGAACUUCUUUAUGCAUUUCUUCUUAAGCGGGAUUCUGUUCAUGCACAAAGUUCAACAGAAUCUUCUCAAGCUCCAUUGUGAUCGGCACAGAUAAUAUUUUGAUUUUUCCAACAUGAUUAAAGGACUGCAAUUUGUAGACAAAAGGGAGCAGGUUUCUUGCACCAACCAGCAAAAAAUCAUCACUUUCUAAAGUUGGUUUCUAUUUGAUCAAUCAUAUUUUGCCAUAACACCUCUGGCAAACAAUCAAAGUAUACUAUUUUGGUGAUGGUGUUUGAACAGCAGAUCAUGCUCAGCCUAAUUGGCAGUAAGAGCAGUGAGGGAAUCUUGGUAGCAGAUUUUUAGCAUAGGCAGGUUGAUGAAGCAAAGUUGAUAGUCAAGCAGAGGUAUACACAAGCAUGUUUAUUCUUGUUGCAUGGUUUAUUUCAAUGGAAUGGAGAAACAGAAAUAUGGUUUUAUGAUACUUUGCCCAUUCGUGGUAGUGCAAAUAGUGAAGUUUUUAGAAGUAAAUAUGCUUCUUUUCUUCUCUCUUUUUAGUUUUUUAUUUUGCAUCCUCAAUAAUAGAGAAAGAGAUGAGAAAUUUAACGUUGUUUUGACAGUAAAGCAGGCCUUUAGGCUCAUAUUUGAGAAAAUUUGAACCGUAAAGCUCAUCUCAAACUGAUGAUAAGAUCAAAUUGUCGGAAGCACAUGAAGCAGGGAGUGCACUAGGCGAUGUUUACGAGGAUGGCAAGCACAUAAGUUAGGCCUAAUGUUCCAUGAACUUUUAGAGUUUUGUGUUAAACUAAAAAAAUCAAGAAAUUUACCAAAAUAAAGGAAAAUAAGUUUGUUGAUUUUGUGCUGAAUCAAGAAAUGUAACUUAGAAAUUUUGAGUUUUGGCUAAAUUUAAGGUUGAAUUGAAAUUUCUAAACUAA